AACGGGUUCCUGUGCAGUUGAACUACUCGUAAACAGCAGACGAAUUUUGGAGUUACCUCCCAUGCAUCCUACAGGUGUCGCCUAAAGAAUCAUGGCGUCGUAAAUAGAAGUAGGUGUUGUAGGAAGUGGACUUCUGAUGUGACUCCAACUCUCAGCAUCGACAAUGAGGCCCUCCAUUGGACAACAUGUGAGGGUCCUCUAUGACUUUGAAACCUCCAAGAAAGGGGAGAUUACUCUUCUGACAGGGGACAUAAUACAGAUCACAGAAGUUGUUGAUGACAACUGGCUACGAGGUCGACUGAAUGGCGCAGAAGGAAUCUUUCCAUCCAACUUUGUGGAAAGUAUCACACUGCCCAGCCUACAGCCUGGUCAGAAGAUAUUUGCUGGUGUAGAUGAGUUCCAGGCUGGGCAGGAUGGAGACUUGGGAAUCAACAGAGGAGACAUCAUUGUGGGAUUGCAUCAGCUGGAUGACAACUGGUGGCAGGGAAGCUGUGGAGGUAACACAGGGAUCUUUCCUCUCACCUGUGUCACAGAGCUGCUUGAUCCUCCUGCUAAAGCUGACCAGCGGUCAAGUCAACAGAAGGGUUCGUUAUCGGAACCAAUCUGUGCCAGAGCAAUGGUGGACAUUACACCCCAGAUAGAUGGUGAACUUGGGUUCGGGAUUGGAGAUGUUAUAACCAUCACAGAGAUUAUAGACUCUGAUUGGUACAUGGGACAGUUUGGUGGUAAAGAAGGGCUGGUCUCUUCUGUUUGUGUUGAGCUUUUAGAAGAUGUAAUAAUAUCAGAGUCAAAUGCUGGUCAUACGACAGAGAAUCAUGUUCAGGAGAAUCAGACUUCUAGUGCCUUGGGUAAUGAAAUUUCUCAAGCAAAUCAACUAAAUGUCUCAUCGUUCUCAAGUGAGAACACCCGAUCAUACGACACCGAGAUCACACCCUAUGCUCGUACAAUCUACGCUUUCCAGGGCCAGUCUCAGGAUGAGCUGUCAUUUGCAGCCAAUGAAAUAGUUACACUCAUCCAGCAUGUUGAUUCAGAGUGGAUUGAGGGUGAGUUGGAUGGCCGAAUUGGACUUUUCCCGGCUGGUUAUGUUGAAAUCAUUGUGGACUGUCCUUAUGCUGAAACAGGACAGAUCCAGGACUUGGGGCAAGUUCAGCCAGACUCUCCAGCUCAGCAAUAUUCAGCUCCUACAGAAUCAUCAUCAGCUCCUGCAACAGCAUCUUCUGAUUUGGCUGAGAGCUGCAGCAUAGGAAGCACAGACAGUGAUCAGCUUGGUUUGGUCCUGCAUAACUUUGAAGGAGAAGUGGAUGGAGAUUUGAAAGUCUCUGAGGGUGAUACUGUGAUAGUUGUUCAGAUUUUAGAUGGAAAUUGGAUCCAAGCUCGAGAUGAGACUGGUCAUGUUGGUCUUGUGCCUUUAAAUCAUGUGCAGGUGAUAGGAGAAGGACCCCGACAUUUACCAUCUGAUGUUGACAAUGUGAUACAAACUAGUGAACCCAUUGUUCCCAUUCAUAAGGAAAAUGGUGUCAGUUCAAAUCUUGAUACAUCUUGUGAAAAGACACCAGAAAUCAACAAUCACAAGGAAGAUGUUGAAAAAUUGAAAAAAGAUGGAACUGAUGAAGAAUCUUCAACACCACGGCCUGCAACUGAAAAACCCAGGUUAAAACCGAAACCUGCAGUGAAGCCUAAGUUGGCACCUAAACCUGUGAUAAAACCUAAGCCAAUUGUGUUAACGCCUAAACCUUACACAGAAACCCUCAGGAAUGUCCACAGUUUAAGUGUAGGGCAUGUCUCAUCUCCUAAAGAGAAGAAUGUGUUCAAAGGAAUCAAUACAUCCAAAUCUCUCAACUCUCUGAUAGAAGAACAGUUGACGAGUGCUAAAACAGAAUCAGAUGAAUUGAACAGGUCCAGAAGCUCCAGUACCAGAAGCAGUGAGUCUUCACCUGGAAGCAUAAAGAAACAGGACUCUUUGACAGAGUCCAAUGUCCAAAGGUCCAGACCUGGUAGCAUCAUUUCUGAUAAGUCUUCAAGACCUGGGAGUGAUGCUUUUGAAGAUUUAGCCAGUCUAGAUCAGCUUGUGCAUGAAGGCAAUGCCAGUGUUACCAGUCAGUACAGUGAAGUGUCUCAGCAAAAUAGCGAUCAAAGUGUUCAUUUUAGUGACAAUUCUUAUCAGUUUAAUACAGACUUACCUCCUCCACAGUCACCCAAGCCCAAAGAUGCCAAUGGGUUCAUCAACAGUGCAUUUGUGAAGGAUCAUGAUGAUCCACAUACACUUCAAAUGAGCCUACCAGCUCGUCCACCACCUCCUGUGCCUUCUGUAAAAGGAUCUAAAUCAAAGACCAGGGUACCUCCACUCCGAGCGCCACCGCCAAGACCCUCAGCACCCCGACCUGCUCAACCAGCCAAGGCAACACCUUUGUCUGCAGGAUCAUCAAAACCACACCCAAUUCCUCUUAGGCCUGCUCCUCCAGUGCCGAAAGGCCCACCGAAGAUGCCAAAUAGACCUGCUCCUGUUCGGCCAUCGAUUCCCAAUGCACCCAGGAGGCCUCCACCUAGACCUCCACCGUCUGACCUCAUGUCUUUCAGUCCUGAAAAGGAUACAUCACCAGAUGUAGAUGAUGAGGUGAAUGCAGAGGUGGUUGCGGAGCUGAAGGGAAGGAUAGCAGAGAUACAGAAAGAUAUACAGAGCUAUGAGAAGUCAUGCAAAGAACUUCACCAGCUCUGCCCAGCGGAACUACGUCAGUACCAGGCAGAACAAGAAGCACAGCGCCGGCGAGAGGAAGCCAAAAGGAAGAUGGAGGAAGACAAGAAGAGGCAAGAGGAGCAGAAACAAAAGAGGAGGGAGAAGAGAGAAAAUGUAAUUGCAGAACUUCUGGCUACGGAGAAGGACUACCUGCGUGACCUUCAUCUGUGCAUCGACGCCUUCCUAGGUCCAGCUGCUGAGAAGGUGCCUGGUGUGGACAUGGAGGUGGUGUUCGGCAACAUCGAGGAGAUAGCAGACGUCUCACAGAGACUCCUCACCAUGCUGGAAGGCUGCAUCAAUGGGAAGACAUUUGAGGAACAGAUAAUAGGUCCCAACUUUGUGCAUUUCUCUGAGGACAUGAAGAACACGUAUGCUCCGUACUGCAGGAACCAUGAUGCAGUUAUCACUCUCAUGGAAAAGUACACAGACAACGUGGAAGUGAAGGAGUAUUUUACGCGUAUCAUUACCAAGCUGAGAGAACAGACCAAUGUGUUUGACCUGGAGUCGCUGCUCAUCAAACCUAUACAGAGAAUACUCAAGUACCCACUUCUGCUGAAUGAACUUUUCAAGUCAACAGAGGAUGAUCACAAAGACAAACAGGAGAUUGUUAAAGCCAUCAGCGCCAUGACUGAUGUGGCUACUGCUAUUAAUGAAUACAAGCGAAGGAAAGACUUAGUGUUCAAAUACAAGAAGGAUAGUGACCAGCGGUUCAGUGAGAAGAUCGCCAAGUUCAACUUCCACUCUAUCAGGAAGAAGUCCAGCAGGAUGCGGGGCCGACUGUCAACCAACCUGGGACUGGGGCUGCAGACUCGGGACGAGAACUUUGAGCGGGAAGAGGUACGGUUCCGGCACAUAGAGAAGGCUAUAAGAGUCUUCCAGAAAAAUGUCUCCAUGUAUAUGGAGCACAUGCAGGAGUGUGUCGGGGCAGAGGAGAGUCUGGUGGCAGACAUUGUUGACCUGUACGAUGGGCAACCCUCAGAGGAGGUGAAGAUGUAUAAGGAGAUCCAGGGCAAGAUUGUCGGUCCACUGCUUCACACGUUCAGAUGCACUGUGGAGGAACAAGUUCUUGUCCCUCUGAGCCAACUCAUACAGAUGUUUGAUGGGCCCAACAAUGUUAUUGAGAAGAGGUUUGACAAGAUGCUGGACUAUGACAGUCAGUUCAGGAAGGCCAAGGACAAUGAGAAGAAUGAUGCACUGCAGAUAGCCAAGAAUGAUUAUGAGGCUAUGAACGCUCAACUCCUGGACGAGCUGCCCAAACUUUUCAGUCUAGCGUUCAAGAUGCUCACAGACUGUAUGGGGGCUUUCACCAAAGCUCAGAAGACCUUCACAGACCAGACUCUCAAAGCAACGUAUACACUUGUACAGUUGCCACUGCUGUUAUCUUCUGAUGCUGGUGUGAUAGAGACAUUCAACAUAAGCCACAGCACAGCGCUAGACAGGGUGUCCACUCUCAUGUUCAUACCUCGAGGCUUCAACCCUAAGAUGGACUCAAUGAAGCCUGACAAGAAACAGAAGAGGAUGUCUCUCGGCCAGGGUAGUGCUGGCCGGACAGUGCCAGCAGCCGGGUCAAGCAGCCCCCAGAGUGACAGCCAGCGUGUGUAUCUCCGUCAGCUCUACCCUGCGGCCAAGCUGCAUCGUGUGGGCUACACAUACUCUGCCCUUGACUCCAUGGACUUGUGCUUGAAUGAAGGGAUCAUGGUGGGUGUCAUCAAGGAUCAGGAUCCCAUGGGCAACAAGGACAAGUGGUUUGUUGAUGACGGAGUGAAGAAAGGCUUUGUACCAAAGAAGAUCCUGUCUCCCUGGUCAGGUGAAGUAGGAGUGGGUGGGGCUGGUUCCUCUCCCUCAGGUAGUCUCAACAGUCUGAUGAUGGAGGAGGGGCUGGAGAGCCUUGGUAAUGACACCAUGUCUGACAUCAUCUCACUGUCGUCCACUGCUAGUCAGGCUCAAGUCUACCCCAGCCUUACCCCAGAACCAGUCCCCGAAGCACAACCUGAGCAGUAUUACUACGCAGAGUUUGCCUUCCAGUCCCGUGGUGCAAGUGAAGUGUCGAUGUUUGAGGGUCAAGUGAUCACCGUGAUAGCCAAGUCUGACCAGGAGGGGAACACUGAAUGGUGGUUGGUUGAUGCAGAUGGUAAACGUGGCUAUGCCCCAGCCAACUAUCUGAGGCCAAUGUCAUAGCAGCCCUUGCUUCCAUAUCCACAGUGAGCCAUGUGAUACAAAGCAGCUAUGAUCAAUGUGAGACACAAGGAUUCAUCUGAAGAGAUAUAACUUAGUGAUGUCAGUGGAGCAGAUCUGUGAAAUCGACAAGCAAAGGUCAAGUGAGCGAUGGACUUGGGUCAAGAAAUGGUCAGACAAGUAGAAGGUUGAUGUGUACUUAAGGUGCUUUCACUGUGACAAUUAGGACUGUCACCUGAGUGCCUGUAGUGUGGUUGAAGUUCAUUGUUAGGUCUGGAGAGUUCCAACAGUUUGUUGCAUGGCUGGUAUAGGGGUACAGUGUGGAUGGUAA
This is a messenger RNA of Haliotis rubra (blacklip abalone), 5240 nucleotides long. RefSeq names its product dynamin-binding protein-like. The record is from RefSeq and is a predicted model, not a curated record. Gene Ontology annotation, cellular component: cytoplasm. Gene Ontology annotation, biological process: intracellular signal transduction. Gene Ontology annotation, molecular function: protein binding; guanyl-nucleotide exchange factor activity. Lineage: Eukaryota; Metazoa; Mollusca; Gastropoda; Lepetellida; Haliotidae.